Messenger RNA from Glycine soja, 768 nucleotides. Its product is annotated as MLP-like protein 43. Gene Ontology annotation, biological process: defense response. NCBI's taxonomy places the organism in Eukaryota, Viridiplantae, Streptophyta, Magnoliopsida, Fabales, Fabaceae. The transcript is spliced from 2 exons. Bases 20 to 481 code for a protein of 153 amino acids. The record is from RefSeq and is a predicted model, not a curated record.
UUUCUAUAGUUAUUAAGAGAUGGUUUUAAAGGGUAAGAUGGUAACAGAACUUGGGAUCCGAUCACCUGCUGUCAAGUUCUUCAAUGUUUUUGCAAAGCAACUUCACAAUUUGCAAGACAUUGUUGACAAAGUCUAUGAUGGCAAGUUGCAUGAAGGAGAUUGGCAUGACACUGGCUCUGUCAAGAGCUGGAAUCUCACCACAGGGAAAGUACGCACAUUUAAGGAGAGUAUUGAAGCCAUUGAUGAACAAAGCAAGUCAAUAUCAUUCAAAAUCUUCGAUGGAGAAAAUAGUAAGGAUUACAAGAUGUAUAAGGUCCACUUGCAAGUGAUCGAUAUUGAGGAGGAAGGUGGUGUUGUUACUAUAUGGACCAUUGAAUAUGAGAAGCUUAAUGAAGAUGUUGCUCCUCCAUAUCACUACUUGGACAUUAUAACUGCCACCACUAAAGAAACCGAUGCUCAUGUUCUGAAGGCAGAGCAAUAAUAAUGCAAUAUCGAAAAUAAGUGAGUAACAAAUAAAAAAGUGUGUUUGGCACGAGGAUAAGUGCUAAAUUAUAAAAAAUGUCAGUGUGAAAUAUGCUUUCUAAAGAAUAAGGGGUUUCCCAAGUACCGAAAGAAUAAGGAGAAGACAAUCUAUGUAUUCUUCAGUGUGUUAAAUUGAGUGAACUAAAUAACUUUGUCUGCUUCUUUUGGGGCUUAUAUCGUUCCCAUGUACCCAGAGAACAGGGAAUAGUUGAUCAAAAUUUAAUGAUGUAUUCUUUUGUUAAUUUU